Molecule: messenger RNA, 1857 nt
Organism: Cyphellophora attinorum
Lineage: Eukaryota; Fungi; Ascomycota; Eurotiomycetes; Chaetothyriales; Cyphellophoraceae
Product: Bifunctional dTDP-4-dehydrorhamnose 3,5-epimerase/dTDP-4-dehydrorhamnose
Exons: 3
Coding region: 1-1857 (618 amino acids)
Source: RefSeq, a predicted model, not a curated record
AUGGGCAGUCUCGGCAAUAGCAAUGAGGUAUUCCUCAUCUGGGGUGGUAACGGAUGGAUUGCCGGCAUCCUAUACGACAUGCUGCAACAACAAGGACGAAACGUUCAUUCCACGACGAUUCGAAUGGAGAAUCGCGAGCAAGUAAUGGCUGAGUUGCAACGCGUCAAGCCGACUCAUGUCUUCAACUGCGCCGGUGUCACAGGUCGACCGAACGUGGAUUGGUGCGAAGACAACAAGGACGCUACAAUUCGUGCCAAUCUUAUCGGAACCUCCAAUCUGGCCGACUGUUGCUUUCUUCUGGGUAUCCAUUGCACCAUCUAUGCUACUGGUUGCAUAUACGCAUACGAUGAUGCCCACCCCAUGGGGUCUGGCAAGGGUUUCACCGAGACCGAUCCAGCCAACUUCUCGGGUUCCUACUACUCCUUCGUCAAAGCACAUGCCGAACGCAUGAUCGUAUCCGCUUACUCCGCCAACACCCUCAUUCUGCGACUCCGCAUGCCUGUCUCCGACGAUCUAAACCCUCGCUCGUUCGUCACAAAAAUCACCAAGUAUGCUCAUGUGGUCGACAUUCCCAAUAGCAACAGUAUCCUCACCGACCUGCUCCCUUGCGGCAUCAAGCUUGCAGAGAACAAAGUCACAGGGGUGUACAACUUCACGAAUCCUGGCGCGAUUAGUCACAACGAGGUUCUGACCCUGUACAAGCGCUAUGUCGACCCAAGCUUUACAUGGGCCAACUUCAGCCUAGAGGAGCAGGCAAAGGUAAUCAAGGCUGGCCGCAGCAACUGCGAGCUAGAUACGACCAAGCUUGUCGCUAAGAUGAGGGAGUACGGCAUGGAGAUCCCCGAGGUUCAUCAGGCGUAUGCGGAAUGCUUCCAGCGGAUGGCGGCUGCCUCGAAUACAGCUAUCAACGACAAGGAGAACUUUUCGUCGACGGCUAAGCUUGGCGGGAAGGCUGUCGCUAUCACAGGCCCAUCGGACAAGUCUCUCGGCGCCCACACAGCCUACACGUUCGCUGGUGCCACUCCACCACCAGCACACAUUCUCUUACUCGGGCGCACUCUGGCCAAAAUUCAGCCUGUCAUCGACCGCAUCCGACAGCUCAGCUCGUCCAUCAAAGUCGACUUCAUUCCUACCGACCUCGCCUCCAAUGCAUCUGUUCGCGACGCCGCAGCCCAGAUCCUCCGGAAGGUCCCCCAGAUCGACAUUCUCAUCAACUCCGGAGGCGUCAUGGCCCUCCAGAACUACCAAACCUCCACCGACGGCAUCGAAAUGCAAUUCGCCGCCUGCCACGUGGGGCACUUUCUCCUCACAGGGCUCCUCAUGCCCAAGCUCCUCGCCAGCAAGGACGCUCGCGUCAUCUCACUCACCAGCAUGGGCUACGAGGCCAGCCACGUCCUGCUAGACAAUUACAAUUUCUCUAACGGCGACAACUACAACCCCUGGGUCGCGUACGGCCAAGCUAAGUCCGCGAACGUGAUGAUGAUCAAAGAGCUUGCUCGGCGCGCCGCGGCGAAGAAUUUGCCGAUCAAAGCUGUUGUGCUACAUCCUGGACUGGUACUCAGCAGUGGAAUCUUGCAGAACAUCUCGAUGGACGAGCUGAAUAAGGCUAUGGAGAGCUCCAAGAAGGCCGCUGAGGCCAAUGGCGAGGAGUCCAAGCCAGAGGAGCCGAAGUCGAUUGAGCAGGGCAUCGCAACCACGGUGUAUGCUGCUGUUGCACCUGAUUUGUAUUCUGGGGUAUUCCUCAAGGAUUGUGACGUGUUGCCAGAGUCGGAGCAGAAGCCGUGGGUCAAGGAUGUCGAUCAAGCCUCGAGGCUCUGGAAGCUGAGCGAGGAGCUAGUCGGGGAGAAGUUCUUGUGA